AUGUUGAUCAUCAAGUUUGUUUUAUGGGUGCUGUCUUAUUGUAAGUUACCUCGUUUUAUGAAUCUGGAUUGUGUGUUGAAUGUCACUGGUGCUGAUCGCGAAGUUGACCUUGCAAUGGUGUAUCAAAGCUCUACUCUUGUCCCCGUACAAACCAUGGCUGUUGUUUCCAUUGGUGCUGCUUUGGCAAAUAAGUUGCAAAAUGAGGAUAUCCGUGAUUUGUUUGAGUACAAGGCUGAUUUCGAUCAAAAUGCACUAGACAAUCAAGGUAUUUACAAGGAUGUUUUUUCUGGUAGUGUGUAUCAACAGCACAGACGCAACAACAUCAUCCAAAACAGCUCCAUCGUAAUCAACUUGUAUCUUGAUGAUUUUAUCAGCAAAAGCCAACAGAAGUCAUCGCAAAUGAUCAUCUUUGCUACCAUUCUGAAUAUUGAUCCUAUGCACCGCUAUAUGUUGGGAAACACAAUCACUUUGGGAUUGAUACCAGGCCCAAAGAAGGUAAAAGAUGUUUGGUCUUUUUUGAAGGCUUAUAUCGACGAGUCGAACGAACUAUCACGUAAUGGUAUGAUCGUAAAGAAAGAUGGUAACGAAAUAUACAGAUGUCGCGUAUAUAUUCAUGGUCUGGGUGGUGAUUUGAUGAAGCUUGGCGAGCUCAUAGGAAUUAUUCGUACUGCUGAAUUUGGGUGCAAGUUGUGCAAUGUACGUGGUGUUCACCCUCAAGGUAGCUCAUCUGGUGAAUACUUCUUGUAUAAAGGUCAACUGAGAUCAAUGCAUGAGAUGGUCAAUGGCAGCCCUGAUAUCAACAUGCCUGUUAUUCAUCCUCUGAUCACCAGCCUUCCUACUUUUAGCGGUAUCGACUUUUUCCUCUAUGACGAACUGCAUGGUAUUGCUCGUGGUGUCAGUGAACUCUGCUUCAAGCUUCUUUCGUCCGAAUACAAUGAAAAGUUUCGUCCUAUCGUUGGUGACAAUGAUUUAUAUACGUUCGAUGUCAAGCUUAGAAAUAAAUCGCAGUUGGUUCCAAUUCUUAAAACUCUGAAUGGCUACAACAGAUUCGUGGACUGGCUAGAUUUCCUGUUGUAUAUGAUUCCAACUUUAGUUCUCCAUUGUCUCAAACAUGAAGCUACCAAGAAGGCCUUCAUGAACUUGAUCACUGGCUGUGUUCUUGCAUCGCAAUGGGAGGUAAAUGAAGAUGAAUUUCAAAAAAUGGACAAAUGCUUUUCGGAAUGUCACAGCUUUUUACGACGAGAAACAAGGGCCAAUCAACUCAACGAGCGUGUGUUUACAGCCAACAACCAUAACAUAUGUCACUUCAAGCAUAUUGUCAGCCGUAACGGUGUUGUGAAGUCGAUUAGUGCACGAUCAAUGGAAAGAGCAAUCAACAAGUUCAAGAAUUUGAUCAAUUCAAAAACACAAGCAGGUGUAAAUGCUUCCAAUUUCCUCCAUCUUCAAAAUGGCUUUAACUCUUCUUCAACAAUAAAAGCAAUUAAUGAAUUGGAAAUAAUUCGUCAGUAUAGCUUGGCUUCUUUUAGAGAAAGAGCACAGCAAUCUAGUGACUAUGGUCAGUUUUGGGAGCAUUUCUUGGUUGAGGAUCUCUCAUCAGAUGCUGAAAUAUGUGCUGGAGUCCCAGCUUCCAAAGUUGUAAAAGCACUCAAGUCGUUUUACUCUCGUUUUUCUGGUACUUCUGGUUUUUCUAAUGUUGAAUUGACAAGUCUCCUUGUUGAAAGUGCCGCUCGCUUAUGGAAGGACAACUAUGUAUAUUCUUCAGUAAUGGAUCGCCACAAGAAAAACUGA
Messenger RNA from Gilbertella persicaria, 1788 nucleotides. RefSeq lists its product as uncharacterized. Bases 1 to 1788 code for a protein of 595 amino acids. The record is from RefSeq and is a predicted model, not a curated record. Lineage: Eukaryota; Fungi; Mucoromycota; Mucoromycetes; Mucorales; Choanephoraceae. The transcript has 4 exons.